Messenger RNA from Sardina pilchardus (European sardine), 1262 nucleotides. It is a transcript of the gene dmc1, whose product is annotated as DNA meiotic recombinase 1. Gene Ontology annotation, cellular component: nucleus; condensed nuclear chromosome. The record is from RefSeq and is a predicted model, not a curated record. Bases 2 to 1036 code for a protein of 344 amino acids. The transcript is spliced from 13 exons. Gene Ontology annotation, molecular function: double-stranded DNA binding; single-stranded DNA binding; ATP-dependent DNA damage sensor activity. NCBI's taxonomy places the organism in Eukaryota, Metazoa, Chordata, Actinopteri, Clupeiformes, Clupeidae. Gene Ontology annotation, biological process: reciprocal meiotic recombination; DNA repair; mitotic recombination.
CAUGAGAUCCGUCGAAGACCAAGUUGUGGAGGAUGAAGGAACGCUAGGGUUUCAGGAUGACGAGGAAUCAUUUUUCCAAGACAUUGACCUUUUACAAAAACAUGGCAUCAAUAUGGCUGACAUCAAAAAACUAAAGUCAGUGGGGAUCUGCACAGUGAAAGGCAUACAGAUGACCACACGCCGAGCUCUCUGCAACAUCAAAGGUCUCUCUGAAGCUAAAGUUGACAAAAUCAAAGAGGCUGCUGGGAAACUGCUGGCUAACGGCUUUUUGACCGCGUUGGAGUACAGCGAGAAGAGGAAGCAGGUGUUCCACAUCACCACAGGGAGCCUGGAGUUUGACAAACUCAUGGGAGGAGGCAUUGAAAGCAUGGCCAUCACUGAGGCAUUUGGCGAGUUUCGAACUGGGAAGACACAGCUCUCACACACACUCUGUGUAACGGCGCAGCUACCCGGAGAAGAUGGUUACACAGGGGGCAAAAUCAUUUUCAUUGACACAGAAAACACCUUUCGGCCAGACAGGCUGAAGGAUAUUGCAGACAGAUUUAAUGUGGAUCAUGAAGCCGUGUUGGACAAUGUGCUGUAUGCUAGAGCUUACACCAGUGAACACCAGAUGGAGCUGUUGGACUUUGUGGCAGCCAAGUUUCAUGAGGAAGGGGGCGUCUUCAAGCUAUUGAUCAUUGACUCGAUCAUGGCUCUUUUCCGGGUGGACUUCUCUGGUCGGGGCGAACUUGCAGAGAGACAGCAGAAGCUGGCUCAGAUGCUCUCCAGAUUGCAAAAAAUCUCUGAGGAAUACAAUGUGGCCGUGUUUGUCACCAACCAGAUGACGGCGGAUCCAGGAGCAGGGAUGACGUUCCAGGCUGAUCCCAAGAAGCCCAUUGGAGGACACAUCCUGGCCCACGCCUCCACCACCCGACUUAGCCUGAGGAAAGGACGGGGCGAGAUGAGAAUAGCCAAGGUCUUUGACAGUCCUGAUAUGCCAGAAAAUGAGGCUACGUUUGCAAUUACCGCUGGAGGAAUCGCGGAUGCCAAAGAAUGAGGCAGAGAUACUUGAAGGGUGGAGCAGUCUUGGAGAAAACUGAUGUUCAAUUGUAUGUGACUUUAUUAACUGCAAACACACAGUGUUACAUGAACAGUUUGCUAUUUAUUAUUCUUAUUAUUUAUUAUUUACAACUGUUUAUUUCACAAUGUAUUUAUUAUAUAUUGCCCCAAUGAUUGUGUAUGUGGAUUAUUUUUUAUAAAGUGAGUUGUAAAAUAAACGCAUA